AUGGUGAGUCUUGACAUAGAAAAAGCUUACGAUACUGCCUGGAGACCUCAUAUCAUAUCAAAACUCCAAAAAAUUCUUUGCCAAGGUAACAUGCUUAAGUUUAUCACAAACUUCCUUUCCAACAGAACCUUUCAAGUCAAAGUUAACAAUGUGCUGUCUGAGACGUUUGAUCAACAAAACGGUGUCCCACAGGGGUCAACUUUGUCGGUUACGCUUUUUCUCAUCUCUAUUAACGACAUUACGAAAUUAAUAACCAAUCCCGUCAAGUGUACACUGUAUGCUGACGACUUUAAUAUUUUUUGUCGUAGUAAUGAACUUUUUACCGUGCAAUCACUAUUGCAAAAAUCAUUAAAUGACCUUCACAAAUGGUCUCAAAAAUCUGGUUUCAAAUUUUCUGCAGGCAAGUCCCAAUGCAUAACAUUUACACGAAAAAAAAAAGAAAAGAAAUUAAUUCUCAUCAUGAACAGUAAUCAAACUCCUAACCAUAACACUGCUAAAGUCCUUGGAAUAAUUUUUGACUCAAAAAACUCAUGGAUCCCACACAUUAAAAAUAUUAAAAAAAAUUGCGCAUCUAGUAUUAACAUAAUGAAAAUGCUAGCUCAUACCAGUUGGGGGGCCUCCUUUUCCACGUUAACAACUAUACACAAAUCACUAAUUUUAUCUAAACUUGAAUACAAUUCGUUCCUGUUUAUAAACGGCAACAAAAAUGCGUUAAGAAUAUUAGACACAAUCCAUAACGCAGCAGCAAGACUGGCAACUGGAGCUUUUCGGUCCAGUCCCAUUACAAGCCUACUUAAUAUAUCCAAUGUGAUGCCCCUGCAUAUUAAACGCCAGGAAAACGUCAUGAUGCUGGCCAUACAACUUGCUAGAAACAAUAUGGUAUCAUCUGUACAAUCAUGCCCGUCCAUACAAGCAAUUGUAGACGAAAAUAAUCUGAACCUCAAAGACAUUAUUAUCUCCCAAACGCCCUUCUUUCCUCCAUGGACCUCGAUCUCUAAUAUGAUAGACACAAGUCUUACCAGUCUGCCCAAAAACACAACCAGCUCACAAAUUUAUGUUCAAGAAUUCAAAAACAUCUUAGAUCAGUACUCCAAUUUUAUAAAAAUUUACACCGACGCAUCCAAAACUGAAAGCAACGUGGGAAUCGCUAUCAUAUACAAUGACGUAGAAGAAAUAACAUGCAAACUUUCAGUAGAAUGCUCCAUAUACACCGCUGAAGCAAUUGCUAUUCUUAAAGCCCUUGAAUAUUCACUAGAAAAACAAAAUAAUAACUUUGUCAUCCUAAGCGACUCCCUAAGCUCUAUAAUAAGUAUUGCCGACACUCACAAACCUAAUGAUAUAUCAAAGAAGAUUCAGCUUGCUAUCUCUGCCCACCACGUCAAAGUAAAUCUAGUAAAAUUAAUGUGGGUUCCAGGACACUCAUCAAUAAAAGGCAACGAAAAAGCUGACAUGCUCGCUAAAAAAAUAGCAUUAACAACCCCUAACGGCAUUAUUACAAACAUCUCUGCUCACGAUGCUAAAUGCACAAUAAAACUCAUAUCAGCAAAAUCCUGGCAAAACCUAUGGUCCACACAGAGAACUAAACUUAAUGAGAUAAAGCAAUCAACCCUACAUUGGCCAAACAACCACCCAAAUCGGAAAAUAGAAUCCAGCAUCAAUAGACUCCGAAUAGGCCACACCAAACUCACUCAUGGUUACCUAAUGUCUCGUGAGGAACCCCCUAUAUGCUCAUCCUGUGGCGUCAAGUUAACGAUCAAACACAUCAUGACCGAGUGUAACACAUACCGCGAUGCAAGGGAACACAACCAACUUCCGGAAGACAUAUUUGAAAGCCUCGGACCUAACCUACCAGUCUCCAAUAUAUUAGCCUUCCUUCAACAAUCUGGUUUGCUCAAACUAAUCUAA
This is a messenger RNA of Metopolophium dirhodum (rose-grain aphid), 1905 nucleotides long. RefSeq lists its product as uncharacterized. The transcript has a single exon. Gene Ontology annotation, molecular function: RNA-DNA hybrid ribonuclease activity; nucleic acid binding. The record is from RefSeq and is a predicted model, not a curated record. The coding region runs from base 1 to 1905 and encodes 634 amino acids. Lineage: Eukaryota; Metazoa; Arthropoda; Insecta; Hemiptera; Aphididae.